AUGGACGAAGCUAUCCAAGGUCCAGCAAUUAAUAUCUUGACGCAUGAGAACCCGACAUUAAAUAAAGAUGGCCAAGAGCCUGGCUCAGUCACAAAAGACGAAGAUUUCAAACAGCUCGAAAAAGGAAGUCUCGAGAUUUGGUAUGACUUUAGCUAUGAAAACAUCAUGGGCGCGUUUGGCGAUAUUCUUGAGGGGAAAGACACAUUUUGCGUGGUGACUGGCGAUCGAACUGGCUCGUGUGCUAGAAUUGUGGGCGAAGAAGCUGUGGAUGAUUUAACAUCGUGGUGGAACGCCCAGGUCUGCCGCAAACCGCUGAAGAAGGGUUCUGAAACUAUCCAUAAACAGCUUGGAUUGCCCCCUUCUAAUAUCACAUUUCAACUGAACAAGGGAGAGGUUAUUCUUAAAGACGCCGAGAGAACCAUGCGGCCCGACUGGGUAAUCUUUCUCCGUGAUGAUGAUGGUACCACCCCCAUUGUACAUGGCGAAAACAAAUUGAGCAGUAAGUGGAACAGCGAUGUUUCCAAAAUACCCGCUGCGUGGAGAGGAAACUGGAUAUGGCCCUUUCGACAGGUUCUCUCUUACUGCGUUGUUAGCAGCACUCGAUACGGCUGUAUCAUGACGCCCGAUGAGCUAGUUGUUACAAGAUGUUAUCUUAAUGGAAGCUCUGGUCGCGACCAAUGGAACGUGCAAUACCUGUCUAUCCCAUGGGAGAAUUCUGGUCGGGGUAACUUGACGGUUAAUCUUGGUAUCUGGGCACUUGGGCUGAUGGCUCUUAAUAGCGGCCAUAGACCUAUUGCCUCCAAAGCCAACACACUACCACUGAACGUAUGGUGGACAACGCGCACUCCAAAAGGGAAGGAGGCCUAUGAGCAUCAUCUGUCGUCUUACAUUUCCGAAAACAGACCUAUAAAUGCUGAUAUUCGGUCGCCACCCGAUUCCAUCCCUGGGGUUGAGGAAAUAUCCUCAAGCUCUCGCCGAUCAAAACGAACUCGAAGGGUAUCCUCAAGCCCUCGUCGAUCAAAACGAACUCGAGGGGACUAG
This is a messenger RNA of [Torrubiella] hemipterigena, 1041 nucleotides long. The record is from the annotation of a GenBank genome assembly. NCBI's taxonomy places the organism in Eukaryota, Fungi, Ascomycota, Sordariomycetes, Hypocreales, Clavicipitaceae.